GGAGGGGGAAAAAGAAGAGCACGAACUAAAAACGGAUCGUUUUUUUGUUUUGUUUUGUUUUGUUUUUUUGUUUUUUUAAACAUAACCGUGGGCUGGAUCCCGCAGCUUUGCUCUUGAACCGCACAGAUUAUCCGUCAUGUCGUGAAAACCCCAGGAUAAAAAUGUCCGGGGAUCUUCUUGAGGAAUCCUGCCACUAAACUGCGCCGCGCUGUCAAGAUUUAAGGAGGUAAAAACUGAACAUGAGUCUCAUUUAACCGAGGAGGGGGGGCCCUCAUCAAGCUCACACCAGCCAAACUCAAAGUCCACCCCCCCAAAACCCAGCCCCUGAUUUCUUUUUUAUUCUUUAAUUAGCAGAAAGGGAUUUUUCUUCUUCUUCUUCUCUUUUUUACUGCAUUGAAUUCCUCUGGACGAGAUGUCAUCCGCAUACAGGAGGAGCUCCUCCGGCUGACUGAGCCUCCCAGCAGCAGAGGGACGCCGACGCACAGACGGACGAUGGGAGAUGCGGCAGAGGACAGAGGGAUGAGACGCACAUUCAUCGUCCCUGCCAUCAAGAGCUUCGACCACUACGACUUCACCAGGGCCAAGAUCUCCUGCAGCCUGACGUGGCUGGUGGCCAAGGCUUUCGGCUCGGAUGCCGUUCCGGAGGAGCUGGCCGAGCCCUUCUACAGGGAUCAGUACAACCAGGAACACCUGAAGCCUCCCGUCGCCUGCCUGCUUCAGUCCGCAGAGCUGUACUGCCGUGCAGGAAGCCUGAUCCUCCGCAGCGAUGCCGUCAAACCUCUACUGGGACACAACGCCGUCAUCCAGGCCCUGGCCCAGAAGGGGCUGUACGUCACAGACCAGGACAGACUGGUCACCGAGAGAGACCUGACCAACAUGCCCAUACACAUGAGCUCCCAUCUGGCGCUCAUCGAUACCUUGAUGAUGGCCUACACCGUGGAGAUGGUGAGCGUGGAGAGGGUGAUGUCCUGCAUCAACAAGUAUUCGCCUGCUGAACCGCUACACGGCGACGGUCUCGUCCAGGGGCUGCCGUACGACACCGAGGACGCCAUCGCCACCUGGAUCAACAAGGUGAACGAGCAGCUGAGGGACAUCCUCAUCGAGGAGCAGAAGUUAAGAGAAGCCUCCCUCCAAGACUCAAACGUCACAACGCAUAAGGCCCGGUACAGGAGGGAGCAUGCCCAGAAGAAUGUCCCAUCGCUCCCCCUGGUGGAGAACCUGCUGAAGGACAACACAGACGGCUGCGCCCUCGCUGCCCUGCUGCACUUCUACUGCCCGCAGGCGGUCCGCCUGGAAGACAUUUGCCUCAAGGAGACCAUGUCUCUGGCUGACAGUCUGUACAACCUCCAGCUGGUGCAGGAGUUUUGCAGGAACAACCUCAAUCGCUGCUGCCACUUCAGCCUGGAGGACAUGCUCUACACGCAUGCAUCCAUAAAGAGUAACUACCUGGUGUUCAUGGCUGAGCUUUUCUGGUGGUUCGAGGUCGUGAAACCCUCAUUUGUUCAGCCCAGAGUCUUCGACCCUAACGCCUGUGAGCCUGUAUCGUCUUGCAGAGAUAUGGCUCCUGUGUCCAGUCCUGUCAAACAGAACUAUGCAGACAGACCUUCCAGUCCAGAAAACCUCACAGCUGAAGGCCUAAUGAAGAGAUCUACCUCCAUGUCCUAUGUUGACGGCUGUGUCGGGACGUGGCCCAAGGAAAGACAAUCCUCCUCUCGGGGAAUCUCCUUUGAGAUCCCUCUGGAUGGAGAUGCAACGUUGCCCCCCUUUGAGGCUCCUUCUACCUGCGCCAUGACCCGCUCAGCCAGUACUGAUGGUCUGGGGUUCAAAGUUCAUUAUGCAUCAAGAGGAGGCAUGAAACGCCACCUCUCCCUCACGCCGGUCGACGUGAACGGUCAGGGCAGACAGAUCCCAGAGGAGGAUGACAACUUUGCUUCCCGCAAACCUUUGGGACGGAACAACACUUUCUCUAUUAAGAGCCAAAGCAGGUGCCCCAAUGGAGUCUUACCAGACAACAGCAGCCCCACCAAGUACCAAGGGAACCACUCCGCCCGCGUCAGCCCAUCGACUCCUCCGAGCAUCGAGGAGGCCCUCAAGAUCAUCCACGACACCGAACGGCCUCAUGCCAGCCUCGCUGUUGGAGAUGGAGACAAUGGCUUUUUUCUGCAUGGUGCAGAUCCGUCACACCUUCCAGGGGCUCAAGCUCCCGGAGACGACUUUGGUUCAGCAAAGGCUCGGGUGAACGACCGAGACCCCAACUCUGCCUCCACAGAUGAAGUCGACACAGGCAUCCAUGUGCGGACAGAGGACAUCCAGAGUUUGGAUGAGGACUCCUCGUCUCUGAGGGACUACUCGGAUAUAGAUCCAGACUGUGAGGCCAUGACGAGGUCGUGUCCUCUGCCUGGCAAGCAGGAGAGGAGCAGGGAAGUGGAACACAAGGAGGAAGUGGAAGCCAACCCUGAGGGCGAACAGGGACAGAGAGGUGACAGAGGCAGCCCCUGUCCCAGUUCUGCGCCCACCAUCCCCAGGUCUUAUACAGGCAGUCCUGCCUCUUCAUCGGGCGGGUCAGGUGGGGGUCUGGUGCGGAUGACCAGCUUUGCAGAGCAAAAGUUCAGGAAGUUGGAGGGAAGGAGCAGCGGAGGAACCACCACUCCAGACAGCUCUGAUCUCAAUGUCCCCUACACACAAUCGGCCAGAACCACUUCCUCUCAGUUCUCGACGCCUCCCCUGCCAAUCACGUCGCCUUCUCCGGCUGCCCGGUUGCCUCGAGACCCCUCCCACUUCAUAGCCUCAGAAAUGAUUCAGCUGAGAAUGAAACUUGAAGAAAAACGCAGAGCCAUCGAAGCCCAAAAGAAAAAGGUAGAGGCAGCUUUCACAAGGCACCGCCAGAAAAUGGGAAGAACAGCCUUCCUGAAUGUAGUAAAAAGGAAAGGAGUGACGGCCCCUCUGAGCCAGAACUCCGGAGGGGCAGAAACACCUUCAUCCGAGCCCAUCUCCUCCUCAAAGGAGGACAGCGUGGAGCAGGUGGAGAGAUGCAAACCUGAUGGAGCAGCUCCCAAAUCUCCCUGCGAAGACGGUGGGGGCGUGACCCCUGGAGAGGUCGACCUUGCAGAAUACACACGGUCCAUUGAAAGGCUGAACACGUCGCUGGGCUUCCUGCAGACUGAGAUGCAGCGACUGGCCCAGCAGCAGGAGAAGAUCAUGGCCAUGAGAGACCAGCAGCAGCAGGCCUGGGUGAUCCCGCCUCCUGCUCCGUCUCCGCAUAGGCAGCUCCGCGAGCUGCGCAGCAGCAGUGUGACAGGCAGGGGAUCGGGCCGUGGGUCGGUGGGAUCCUUGUCCCCGAUCCUGUCCUCUUCCGGGUCGCCACGCGCCCCCAACCGUUCGCCUGCAGGCAUCAAACGACGACCGGCCUCGUUUCAUGCCAGAACGCCUCGGACUCCCCGUCCAAACGACCUGAAGGUCACCCCCAUCAGUCGGAUGCUCAACCCUCCCGCCUCAGUGGACAGCCUGCCCAGACUGAGGCGCUUCAACUCCAGCCAAAGCCACCAGAGCUCGUUUGCCUACCUGAGUCACGACGAGGGCGUCAGGGGGAGACCCAACCAAGAGCUCAAGGGCGAAAAAGAUGAGUCUAAGAAAAAAGAGGAAAUGGCAGUAAAGAUCAGUGAUGAGGAAGAACGCAAAGGAAAGACGAAUGAACGCCUGAAGGAGAGGACAGAAUCUAAAGAGGAGUCGAAGACAUCAGAGGUUUUGUGCCAGCCGCUUUCAGAGAGCAAAGGUGGGGUUGCUAGCCAGAGUCAAGAUGACAAACAGGAAAAGAAGGACCUAGUGGAGGUGCCGCUGUCCUGGCUAAAGCCUCCUGGUGGCCGGGGUCCGGAGAACACAGAGGACGGAGAGAAAGGAGGAGAAAGUUAUGGAGACGACCAAAAGAUGUGCUGCGGAUUCUUCUUUAAGGAUGAUGUGAAGGGAGAAGAUGACAUGGCGGCAAAGAAAGCAGCUCUGUUGGAGAAGAGGCUUCGGAGGGAGAAGGAAACGCAGGAGAGGAAGCAACAACAAGAGCUGGACCAGGAGCAGAAGAAAGAAGCUGCCCGGCUAAAGGCAGAGGAGGAGCAACAGAAGAAGGACGAAGAGAAGGCGAGGAGGGAGUACAUCAAGAACGAAUAUCUGCGGAGGAAGCAGCUCAAGCUGAUGGAGGACAUGGAUGAGGUCAUCAAGCCUCGAAGUGGAAGUCUGAAGAAAAAGCAGCGCCCCAAGUCCAUCCACAGGGACAUCAUGGAGUCAUCUACUCCUCCUGUGAGAACGACAGGUGUGCGUCCUCGGGGCUUCUCUGUCUCAAGUGUCUCUUCGGCGUCCCUCAAUCUGGCUGACAACGACAGGAACCAGCCAGAUAACAGGAAGAACAACAGAGGCCACAAACUAGCUUCAGCUCAUAUCCCGUUUUUUUUAAGCUCCCCCAAAGACAGAAAGGGAAGGCCAGACUCUGCGGAGGGUUUUUCCUCUUGUCCUUCGGCCAGCAGUCGUAACGGAGAGAAAGAUUGGGAAAACGACUCGACCACUUCCUCCACUCCCUCCAACACAGAGUAUACGGGACCCAAACUGUACAAGGAGCCUAGUGCCAAGUCCAACAAGCACAUCAUCCAGAACGCCCUGGCUCACUGCUGCCUCGCUGGCAAAGUCAAUGAAGGGCAGAAAAACAAGAUACUUGAUGAAAUGGAGAAAUCGGAAGCCAAUAACUUCCUGGUGUUGUUCCGUGACUCCGGCUGCCAGUUCAGGUCCGUCUACACGUAUUUCCCCGAAACAGAGGACAUCGCCAAACUGGCCGGCAUCGGCCCAAAAUCUAUCACUCCCAAGAUGAUCGAGACUUUGUACAAGUACAACUCGGACAAGAAGCAGUUCAGCAAGAUCCCGGCUAAGACCAUGUCUGCCAGCGUGGACGCCAUCACCAUCGUCAACCACCUGUGGCAAACCAAGAAGCAGGGGACGCCCAAAAAACACCCAAAGUAGAGCCAAGUGAAGGCGGUGCACCUGGACAAGCUCUGUUGACACAAACAGAAGAAAAUGUGCAUUUCUUUAUAUAUAUUUAUUUGAGGGACACCAGUUACCAUUCCUGAAAAUCUCAACUGGAAUGUUGAAAUAUAUUAUCACACAUAAAACUAAUACAGAGCUGGCUACGACACUACUUCAGUGUGGCACAAGUGUGUUCUUGUCAGCAUGUGUAUCAAUGUUCUCAUGUGCCAAAAAAAAAAAGAAAGAAAA
Poecilia latipinna (sailfin molly) is the source of this 5250-nucleotide messenger RNA. It is a transcript of the gene camsap2b, whose product is annotated as calmodulin regulated spectrin-associated protein family, member 2b. The record is from RefSeq and is a predicted model, not a curated record. Gene Ontology annotation, molecular function: spectrin binding; calmodulin binding; microtubule minus-end binding. Gene Ontology annotation, biological process: negative regulation of microtubule depolymerization; neuron projection development; cytoplasmic microtubule organization. The coding region runs from base 493 to 4998 and encodes 1501 amino acids. The transcript is spliced from 22 exons. NCBI's taxonomy places the organism in Eukaryota, Metazoa, Chordata, Actinopteri, Cyprinodontiformes, Poeciliidae. Gene Ontology annotation, cellular component: microtubule minus-end.